Messenger RNA from Dichotomopilus funicola, 1323 nucleotides. RefSeq names its product ribonuclease III domain-containing protein. The record is from RefSeq and is a predicted model, not a curated record. The coding region runs from base 1 to 1323 and encodes 440 amino acids. Gene Ontology annotation, cellular component: mitochondrion. Gene Ontology annotation, biological process: RNA processing. Gene Ontology annotation, molecular function: double-stranded RNA binding; ribonuclease III activity; structural constituent of ribosome. The transcript is spliced from 2 exons. NCBI's taxonomy places the organism in Eukaryota, Fungi, Ascomycota, Sordariomycetes, Sordariales, Chaetomiaceae.
AUGAAGAGGUUACGGUUCGACCGAUGGACCGGCCAAUUGCCGCUCACCCGGGCCGGUAGCGCCCUGGGCUCGACCUCCAUGCCACGACCAGGGGUAUCAGUAGCCACGAUAUCCCCCCGAUGCACCGCCGUACGGUACCAGUCGACACUUCAGAACACCUCGGUCUGGCAAGGGAAUCCGACAACGCUAGAAUCCGACGGCCCUUACGAACAAUACAAGUUGUACGAGGAGGAUGACGGGACAGAUCAUGAGCGGUUCCCCCCGCUGGAGGAACUUCCCGAGAAAGCCACGACCUUGCCAUCGCCACCGCCCGAGCGGGCACUCCAGUCCGCCAAACUAGCCGCUCUCCACGCACGUCUGUCCCUACCGGAACGCCUACCGCUGCAGACGCUAGCCCGCGCACUCGUCGACGCCUCAGCCGACGAAGACGCUCGCUUCAACAACACCAAUCUGGCCUUUGUCGGCCAGUCCCUCAUCCACUACCACGUCGCCGAGUGGCUGAUGUGCCGCUACCCGCGCCUACCCAUGGAUAUCAUGUAUGCGGCCAUGAGGGGCUACGCCGGGCCGGCAACCCUACACCAGGUUGCCCGAUCAUGGGGUAUCGAGCACGCCGCAGCACCCGGCGGCGAAGUCGACCCAGGCCUGCUACAGUUCUCCCAGCAGCGCGUGGGCGACUCCAUCACCGCCUUCGGAUAUCGCCGCACCGAGUCCAAGGCCGUCCAAAAACUCCGCUGGCGCCACGGCCUAAGCAGCCGUGUCGUCUUCGACGACGACUUCGGCGACAUGAUCGACGUCGAGGACUCCAGAGCCGAACUGAUGGCCCGCGCCAACACGGAGUGGGGCAACGAGUAUACCCGCGCGCUGGCCGAGCGCGCCUUUGCCAAUUGCACGCGCGCCAUCACGGGCGCCCUGUACGCCCACGCCGGCCGCGAGGCCGCGGCUUCCUUCAUCAAGGCCCACAUCCUCAGCCGCACCCUCAACAUGACCUACCUCUUCGCCUUCAAGAAACCCACGCGGGAGCUGUCGCUGCUCUGCGCGCGCGAGGAGUUCGAACCGCCCGUGGCCCGGUUGUUGUCUGAGACGGGCCGCGCGUCCCGCACCCCUGUCUUCGUCGUCGGUAUCUUUUCGGGGAAGGACAAGCUCGGCGAGGGCCAGGCGGCUAAUCUCAACUCUGCCCGCCACCAGGCUGCUAUGAAUGCGCUGAAGAGCUGGUAUUUGUACAGUCCUGGCGAGGAUACCCGGUUGCCUAGCGAGAUGCUUACUGAGGGGGCGAAACCGUGGGAGCCGGCGUAUAUUGAUAUUGGUGAGAUUAUCAGCCGGUAA